GUCGUCCUCGACUGGCCCGCCACUUGUCCCUCCUUCUUUGUCCUCCCCGAACGCGACGACUCGUUCCUUCGUCGCUUCCCUUCACUGUCAUUUGCGGCGGCUCGAGGGAGAGGUGUACACCCUCCACCCUCGUCUGAUCAAUGGCGACUCCAUCAUCUGAGCUCUGAGCUAAGCUUGCUCUGAAACAAUGGAGGAAUCCAAUGGCGAUCGGAGAGAAGGAGCAACGAGAGUCUUCGUCUUCCUGUCAGUGAAUCAUUCGGGAUGAAGAAGGUUUAGGGUUCCCGCGUCAGAGGCGAGGGAGUCGGAGGCUGGAGACGGGUUUUUUUCCCGCGGGGCACGAGCCUUGGUCUGUGCUGCGGAGACUAUUAAUAUUUCCUAGCGGAGUUCUGUGGUGCAGAUGAAGAGCGGUUAAGAAUUGAGAGACAAAUUCCGACGUGAAAGCGACGUCGACGCGUUGAAGGAGCGGUUCUCGACCUUCUGUCAUUGCGAGGGUUAGAAAUCUCAUACGACAAGCUUUCCUUCUAGCGGUGGAGUGACGCCGAUCUCCAGCGCAGAGAAGCCUUAGCAGGGAAGAGAGGCGAUUUUCUCGGUUCCCUUCGCUGAUUUUUCGGUUUCGGUGGACAACUCGUCGAGUGGUUGGUGGGACAAAUCUGCGUUGUUUUCUGCUGCCGGAUCAAUACCGGAUAAAGCGAGACAUCGGGAUAAUUUUUAGCCUGCCUUCUUGUUUUCCCACGACCAAAUUCGAUCUUCCUCUGUUCUUCCCUCUGAGCACGCUGAAAGGGACUUAGACGAAGAUAGUGACGGAGAAUGUCAGGCAAGCGUGAGCUACUCCAUCAGGCGAUUCCCGAGUCGAAUCUGGAACGCUUUCUGGACUGCACGACGCCGGCAGUGCCGGCCAUACCUCUCGAAAAGGGUUGGGAGGAAAGCAUGGCGUGGGAGCCACUGGAGGAAAUGCCCACGCAGUUCUUCAGGCUAUGCGACCUCUGGAAAUGCUUCGAUGAAUGGAGCGCAUAUGGCGCGGCAGUGCCCGUUCUGGUAAACGGCGGGAAGGAGAGGGUGGUCCAGUACUUCGUCCCCUACCUCUCCGCCCUUCAGAUUUACACUACUGCUCCCCACAAGGCCCUCCUUCCCGACCCACUCAGCGGCGACUUCAGCGAUUCCGAGACGUCGAGGGCUGAGGAGAUGAGUGACUCGGAUUGCUCUCACUCGAUCAGCUUCAGCAGCAGCAGCGGCAGCGAGAAGGCCGAGUCGUGGGACUGUGGGUCCAACGGUUCGGCCGGAGAGCAGGAGAGCACCUGGUGUCGCCCGCGAGAUCGCCUGGGCCACCUCUACCUCGACUACUUCGAGCACGCGCCCCCUCACGCUAGAGUGCCGCUCAUGGAGAAGAUCAAUCAGUUGAGUCGAGAGUACCCGGAGCUCAACAGCUUGAGGAGCAUUGACCUUUCUGCAGCGAGCUGGAUGUCUGUUGCAUGGUAUCCUAUCUACCACAUCCCGGCGAGUCGCACGGCGCGAGAUCUCUCGGCGUCGUUCCUCACUUACCAUACGCUUUCUUUCUCUUUUCAAGACAUGGAAGACGGGACUGUGUUGUCGUCCGAUGCCAAGUCCUCCUCGCCGAUCAGAUUGCCGCCGUUCGGGAUAGCCACGUACAAGCUACAUGGAGAGGUGUGGCUGUCAGGCGGGCCAUGGGACCAGCACCGCCUUUACUCCCUCUGGACCUCCGCCUUGUCCUGGCUCGCCCAGUUGCAGCUCACCCACCCUGACUUCCGCUUCUUCCUCAGCCACAAAGACUAACUCCCACCUCUCCGCCAAAAACAAAUCUCCCAUGGCCGCGCUGGUAUAUGGUCCCCGUUAUCGCUUGGCCAUGGCUUUGUUGGAAUAUCUAUUUUCAUUCUCUGUCAUGAUCACACCCAGAGACUAGCUCCUCCCUCCCCACCAAAAACAAAUGUCUCAUGAGAGCCAUGGCCCUCGUUCUCUCCGUCUCUCUCUCUAUUGUGUGUCUUCACGUGACAGAUCCUGGUAAGAGAGCUCUGCUGUAUAUGUCAGGACUCACAUGGCGUCCAUGGAGAUAUUAUGCUCUCUUGUUGAUGUCCUGGCCGCUACUGAAAUUAGUUUAAUGGGGAGAGACAGGCGGGGACAAGAAGUUGCCGACGUUCUUGUGGGGUGUUUUGCUUCUGUUUCCUUACAUGGUUGCUGUUAAAAAAAGGGUGCUGUACAUUUUUCCUUUUUUUCUGGGUGGGAACAAAAGAGGACCAGGGACAGGGAUGGAGGAGAAGUUCCGGAUGGCUUUGUGCUUGAAAAAAGUCUCUGGUGUAGCGGUGCUCUCUAUUUUGGACCCUCCUUUGCUUUAAAACGUGGUUCUGUACCGUGUACUUGAAGCUGGAGCGCCUAGCUUUCUGUUUCCUCCUUCCCCUUCUUGAGAUAUGGCGAGGUUUUUUGGAGGGAAUUGUGUAUAGUCACGAGAUGGGACCAAUCUGAACAUAGCAUGUUUUAUGUUGAAAAUGUAGUUCUUAGUGAGUGCAA
This is a messenger RNA of Nymphaea colorata (pocket water lily), 2520 nucleotides long. RefSeq lists its product as uncharacterized. The record is from RefSeq and is a predicted model, not a curated record. NCBI's taxonomy places the organism in Eukaryota, Viridiplantae, Streptophyta, Magnoliopsida, Nymphaeales, Nymphaeaceae. The transcript is spliced from 7 exons. Bases 808 to 1791 code for a protein of 327 amino acids.